Molecule: messenger RNA, 715 nt
Organism: Dimorphilus gyrociliatus
Lineage: Eukaryota; Metazoa; Annelida; Polychaeta; Dinophilidae
Source: the annotation of a GenBank genome assembly
CAUGGCAAAAGCAACAAUGGAAUUUGUUGUUGAAAUGAAGUGUGAAAGUUGCGAAACAUCUAUUCGAAAUGCUCUCUCUAAGUUAGAUAAUAUAGACAUAUUAAGUGUCGAUUUAAAAUAUCAACGAUUAGUUGUAAGCUCAUCACUACCUUCAACAAAAGUGUUGCAAACAAUCGAAAGUACAGGCAAAAGAGCAGUUUUACAGGGUCUUGGUGACAAAAAAAUAAACUCUGCUGCUGUCUGUAUGAUGUCAAAUGCUAAUAGUAAAGGUGUUACUCGAUUGGUUCAGAUGGAAAACGAAAGCUGUAUUAUUGAAGGAACAAUUGAUGGUUUAAGACCAAAAACAAUGCAUAAACUAUUUGUUCACGAACUUGGAGAUUUAUCCGAAGGGUGUCAAAGUUGUGGAGAUAUAUUUCAAAAAAAUCAAAAAAGCUUUUACCCAGUUGUUGAAGCUGAGUCUUCGAAUAAUGGUCGACUUGAAUUUCGAGUGGAAAAAGAUAAAUUCCCUAUAUAUAGCCUCAUUGGUCGUUCACUAGUCUUACACGAUUCUGCGAAAAAUCGUCAGGUUUGCGGAAUUAUUGCACGUUCGUCAGGUUUAUUUGAAAAUACUAAAAGAAUUUGUGCUUGCGAUGGUGUGACAGUUUGGGACGAGAGGGAUGUCCCUUUGGCUGGGCCAGAAAGGAGUCAAUGUCCGAAUGGUAAUUGUAAGAAAUAA